GGGCAUCCGUGCCCCUUGAAUCAUUCACACGGACACAUGCAUGUACACGUGCAGCCCCUUUGUCAAGCCAACAGCUGUGUGAGGGGUCUUCCUGCGCAAGGCGGUCCGUAGGAGUUUGACAUUGCUUUGCACUUUGCUCGUCCGCUGCGGGUUGUGAAGCUUGAUCGAACAGCCAAUGAGAACAUCAAUAGACAGCGCCUGUUCCUCAUUUACAAUCAGGUGAGAGCUCUUUAAGGUGACGUCCCUUCAUUGCAAAAUUAGAACCGGGCUUGAAAGCUAAUGGCGAUGUGGUUUGAGCAAAGGAACGGAAUGGAAAAUUCAGCAAUAACUGUAACAGCGAAUUCUGAGGAUUUAUUUUAAGACGCGCACCGCCCUACCCAUCCCCUGUAUCUUAAAGCAAAAGUGAGUGGUGCAUCUUAUGAUGUGGUAUGUGUGUGGAUUCAUACAACUUUAUUGGCAGCCGUGCACAAGUUUGCUUUGGGUCCUACUUUCCGGAGCGUCUCAGAAUCCAGAGAAUACGGUGAUAAUUAUUAUUUCGUGCAAGGUAAUGCAAUGCGAUAAAAAAAAUGUAUUUUAACAAAUGCAAAUGAUGAAGUGCAAAAUAGACAUUGCUGAUAAUUAUCAGCAAUGUCUGAUAAUUGCUGAUAAUUAUAUAAUCACAGAGCAAAGCAAAUUGCCAUGUGCAAAGGAAUCCCCCUGGAAAAUACAAUAACGAAAUAAAAUUGUUAUACAUUUAAGCAAAAUGCACUAAGGUCUACUGGUGAGAAAGUUUCCUGUUUUUAUCAGCUCCGACUGUAAAAGUUUUCUUUCAACAUUGCCAAUCAGUGAUUCAAGUCUGUGAAAUGAAAAUUUCCAGAGAUGGUGGAGACGAUACGAAUGCAUUCCAGAAUAAAAUAAAAUAAAACAUACGACAUUUGAAGUGACACAUGCAAUAGAGAUGUAUUGGCAUGAAUGAUCACACUGCCAAGAUUAGACGCUUGAGAUGGCCUUUGUAAAUUGGGACCAUUCUGAUAAAACUGGAAUCAAUGGUCACCUUGUUCAGUGCAGUGCCAUACCUGCCAACAUUGUGCGAUUGACUCAAUUAUGGAACGUGAUCUCGUUUAAGGGGGGGGGGGGGGUGGCAUGGGAAAAACUCAGAGACAGAUGGGUGGGUGCCACACGGCACAGUCAAUGUUAUACCACAUUUUUAUCAGAAUCAGAGCAUUUAUGUAUCCUGGAGAAAUCCGGUGAGCUAUCAAGCUCUUUCCCACAGAUGUCCAUAGGGGCGGGUCAGAAAGUUACAACAACAACAACAACAAAACAAUACAAAAACACGAUAGUGCAAAGUAUAGGAAAGGUAAGCAAGUCACUAAAAAUUAAUAAGUACAAGUAAAAUACAUAAGUAUAAAUUGCACAAGUACAUAAAUUCCUGCCGAUUUUUACAACACUACAUGCAAGUUUUGAACAAAUGUUAAACUUAACAGAAUGAGUAAACGACGUGAUAUUAUUUCGUCUGCUGAGCCAACAUGCUUUGACUUGACGAUGUCCAGCAGUGGACCGUAGGCCCUCCAGCCUUGCAAUCCCCCCCCCACCCAAUGCUACAUAAUUUGGAAAGACCCAUGCUCUUAAAAAAAAGGAAAAAUUAUAUAUACAGAUAUAACUUAUUUUUUGUUGCUCCAUAUUUAUGAUGAUUUUUACGGCUUAAAAAAAAAAUAUGAGUGUAGAGUUAAUUUGAUUUGUUACACGGAUGAUUCCGUUUAGCCAGAUUGAAGGCUAUUUUACAUGGGAGAUCUGUGGCGCCGUUAGCAUGGCAACAACAACAAAAACAACAAAAGACAAACAUCACUAGCGGCAGAGAACGAGUCCAGAGUCCUUCAGGAAUAUUUCACAACUCACAAACGAGGCUUUUCAAGAAGAUGGCAUCAUCUCUGGCUAUAGAUGCCCUAAAAGCUCUGCCUUUGACUGCAUCCUGAGUCUCUUUCACCUCACAAAUGAGACGCUCAACAUCUGGACUCACUUCCUUCCUGCCUGCUACUUCAUGCGGCGGCUGCUGGGCUUCUCGCAGUCGCUCGACUUCCUGGGAGAGGCGUACACCUGGCCGCUGCUCGCCUACCUGUUCACAUGCUGCCUCUACCUGCUGGCUUCCAGUCUGGCCCACACUUUCAGCACCAUGUCCGUGCGCUCCCUGCACGUGUGCUUCUUCUUCGACUACGCCGCGCUCAGCCUCUACAGCCUAGGCUCUGGUAUUGCAUAUGCCGCGUACAUAUUCCCUGAGCAGUGGGUGCACGGCACCCUUCAUGCGUACUUUGUACCCACGGCCGUAAUGAACACCCUGCUCUGCACGUCGCUGGCAUGCUACUCAAGGUUCACGGAACUUGAUCAACCGCAUUUUAGCAAACUUCUUCGCAUUUUAGCUUUCUUCUGCCCAUAUCUCUUCGACAACAUUCCAUUGUUUUACAGGGUGCUCCUCUGCUCGGGCGAAGGAUGCUCUCAAAACGAGACCUUCCCGUGGCACUACGCGCACAUCCUGCUCGCUGUGCUCACCGCGUGCCUCUUCUCCAUGCACCUCCCCGAGCGUCUUCUCCCUGGGCGCUUCGACUAUGUCGGCCACAGCCACCAGCUGUUCCACGUGAGCGCGGUGCUGGGCACCCACGUGCAGCUGGAGGCGGUGGCGGCCGAUAUGGGGCUGCGGCGUGCGUGGCUCCUGACCAACGUGGGACCCGAGGCCUGCUACUUCACGCAGUCCAUGACGGCCCUGGGCCUGGCCGUGGGCCUGAACCUCGGCCUCAUCGCAGCCUUUUCGCUGGCCAUGUGGCGGACGGCCGACACGAACGCCCCUCACCUCGAGGACUCCAACCACAACAAGCUCAAGGAGCAUUAGGGGCCCUGGGUGAGCCCUGGUUCAAGUUUUUUUCCUUGUGGAAAGUCUGCCAGUGAUCCUGGCCCAGUUACGGCGGUGUUUCCAUAUUCGCCAGAUUGUACGACGCUUGGCAAAGUAAGACGUAAUCGUCAGACGCGCACACACACUUGCCAGGAUACGCCCCCAACUUUUGCCUUAAUAAACGGGGGAAGAAUGUGUCUUAUUAUGCGGAGAAUAUGGUAAUUGUGUGGGAGCUCGAUUUCGGAGAAUAGUAAAAGAUACAAUUUUUUUUAACCUUUUUUCAUAAUUGGACGAAUUUUCAACGGGGUUAUGUCUAAUAAUACACUGAAUAUUUUUAGUUGUUAUGCUCUAUAUAUCAGUAAUAAAUUAUAUAUGUUUUAUAUUCAAUAAUUGAGCAAAAUAUUUUAGACUUUUAAAGUCAAACAUCUCAAGCUGUAGCACAGAGCUAACCAUAUGGUAUUUUAUAACAGUGAAGAAAAAUAAUGUCAGUCUAAGUUUGUCUCUCAUUUUGAUUAGUAUUUGUUUAAUGAAACGUGGCAUUUGAAGUUGUUUCCUUGUUUGGAAAUGUGUUUACCUAAUUGGUAUUUGAAAUACCGCAGUGUAUAAAUAAUACUCGACGAACAUACACCAAGGAUUCAUAAUAAAGGUUUUUGGGUUAGAUCGCGUUAUUUAUAAUUGUGUCGUAACCCUCCACCACCCGACACGGCCAAACAGUAAAAAAAUGUGUCACGUUUACAAAGGACAAAUAGUUCACUACUUUAGCCCACCGGUGUGUUGAAGAGUGAAUCAACAUCAUUUAAAAUUUGAGUACGACGUUUUGCUGGUAAUUACAUCCAGCAUCAUCGGGCAAUUCGCCAGAAGGAACAGCCUGUGAAAGUAAAACAGUUGCGAUGGAUAGCACUUAAAAUGUUGAUACUAUUUUCAGUAUCAGUUCUAUGUUGUGUUUGUGGGUUGUACCAUGCGUUUGGCGUGUUAUCCGACGUUUCACCCUACGUGCUGGAGCAGAUUGCACAUGGCAUUAUCUGAAAACACAACAGAGAGAGAUAUAUAUACAGCUAAAAAAACCCCGCAAAAAAUCCCUCCGUACUGUGUAGUGGCAUUUAAGAAAAAAAAUUCUGAGUGAUUACUUGCUCAAAUAAGCAUUGAGGUAGUGCUAAUAUAUUGUUUACAGCUCUGAGCCAGUGGUGGAAAUUCCUUAUACCGAUGGCAGGGGCGAGUCUGCCCGUAGAAAUUCCACUGUUGCCUUCCCCACAAGGUGGUACAUAUGUUACCCUACCCAAGAGGGGUGAUGGGCUGAGUCAACCCCCGAACGGAAUUUUAACUCGAAAACUUCCGAUUGCAAUCAAUUUGUUCUACCACCGUGCCUAUCUGGCGAUACACAAUUUCUGAAAUUGCAAUGAGGAAUGUUUCCUUUUAAAUACGUACAAUUAUUUAAAUUGAGCACAGGUGAAUGCUCAAUGGAGAGCGUGUUUAUUUACCACCACGGUCACCGGAGUAGCUACGGUCUGUAUGGGACAGUUGGGGUAUGGUUUCUGAAUGAGAUGUUGUAGACUCGGACACAAGGUAAUGUUAGGCUUGUUUAAAAGCCCAAUCUUUACGUAACAAUCAUGUGGUGACACGAGUGCACUGAUGUUAGGUUCGAGUCCACAUAUUAAAUAUUUCCUUCUGAAAACAUUCACUUCCCGGUUGUGUGCCUGUCAGUUUUUUUUUAGUUGAAACAAAGUUAAAGCAUCAAAUAUUGUUGUAAUGUACUACCGAACUGAUAGGCGUAUAUAUUUUUUUACUGAAAGAUAACUUUAAAAAAACACACAAGUGCACAUAACGGCUUAUAGCCUUCCGGCUUUGGAACGCACUCAUUGGCAUUAUGUACUGUUCUUGAAAAAAAAAAACCUCUUCUCUGUCUAAGACUGUAAUGUUUUUUUUAAUUACAUAUAAUAUACUCCACGGAACAAAUGUACAAGCCUUCAGUUGUUGUAAAAUAAUGGUAUUCUAUCUACCCACCUUACAUUUCUUGUUUAUUGCAAAUAUGUCAAGUGCCUUCGUAUUGGGUAUUUCAGCGACGAUUCUGCAGUUAUGACAACCCACGUGACGAUGUCGCUGUUGUCAUUGCUGCUGUUUUGAAUCCACCCAGAUUUGCGUGUGUCGUUUGGAGUGGAUUCAAAUUUGGUUAACUGAAAAUAAUAUUUUUUUAUUAGUCCGGAGGCAGUGCCAGAUAUUAAAUCAUGGUUUGGUGUGUAUGCGUUCGUUCAUUUAAAAUCCCCCACUCCAUGAAACACUUUAAGAAGAAUAUAACUCAAAAUUUAAAUUAAUUACACACUGCUGCAGCCCGAGAUAAUUACGUUGGUUGCACUUAAAUUUCAUAGUUUCGUAUGCACUUUUGAGAUGGUUCAGCAACCGUGAUAUUGAAUCUAGCGCUGACCGAGUGUUCUCACGCACUUAGCUGUGGAACAGCGUCAACCAAUUUGGCAUUAAGGGAUGCAUUAGGGUUGUCGCCAUGUCCUAGGUUUUCCCAGGAUCGACCUCUUGAGGUCGCUGCUGCCCUGAGAAAUCUGCAAAACAUUACAAGUUCCCAUUUUGCAUAAUAGUGCACUGCUCAAGGCAAUACAUUUGCGUGUCGUUCUGCCCUCCUAUAAUCUUCAUAGAUAUUCUUCCCAUGAUAUGUCCUGUUUUUUUUUUUUUAAACCUCAGAGGUCGCAACCCAAGAAAAAAAUUUAAACUGAUUCUUAUGCUCAUGACAGGUGCAUUGAACUAUUAUUUAUGAUGUAUGUUUUUUGCUAUGAUAUCGCAUUUAGGCCGACAAAGAAGACAAAUGAAAUGAGAAACAAUAGAAAAGAUAAUUGAAUUGCAAUGCCGAAUCGUGACAAUGUAUCGAAUCAAUGGGGAUUGUAGAGGAAAGGUGGAGGCGGGGUGAAUAUUUACAUGCAGAAUACUGAUAGCCACAAUGAUCCACUGGGGCAGUUUUAGGGCAAUUGUUGCCACCAAUGGUCUCAGUAGCUGCAACAUUUUUACAUUUUUUUACAGAUGCUGCAACAUUUUUUAAACUGUAAAACAAAACAGUUGCCCGAAUCUCGGCAUCUCAUCGAUGCUUUAACCGGUGAGAAACUUGGAUGGCAACUUUGAAUCGGGUCACAUAGUGUGUGCUCUGGCAACUAACGUUAUGUGCUCAUCAUGUGUCAGUUUUAAAACGCAUUCUGCUUCUAUUGGCUUGGUUACCUCCAUUGUUGUUGUGAGUUUUCUUAGUUGCUCAUGGUGAACAAGUCACUGGUGACAAUUGCCAGAAAUAAUUGCCCCCCCCCCCCACUGUAUUAAUUUUAAGUAAUAAUGUGAGCAGUUAAAGGGAAAUCGUGACAAAUAUUUUCAAGUAGUGUUCGGCAUAGGCUUACAUCAAGCCAUUAUGUUACAAAUUAAGCCAUACAAAUAACCCACAAUACUUUUGCAGUACCAUUUUUUAAGCCUUUUAUUACAUUACAGUAUAUCAUAUGAUGGAAAUAGCAAGUUUUUUUUAAUGACAGUAUAUACAAAACUUCAACCAGUAGCCUAUGACAGGCUCACUGUAGAUAGGUUUAGUGUAUGUAAUAUUGAUCGCCAUGCAGAUAUAAUUACAAUGUAAUACAGUUUUGAUAGCAAAUCUCAUUACUUGACAUCUCAUGACAUCAACCAGCCUUGAUAUUAAAUACUCUGUGUGGGCCAGGUGUACCUACAAUGGAUGACGAUGCAGCUAAAAUGGCCUUUCAAGUAUUAGAUGGGACCAGGUACCAUUUAAUUAACCCGUUUAUAUUAUGACAAUGUUCAUUAGUGAGUAAUGGUUACAGGGAGCUGAUUGUGUGUGAUCUGUGGGUAAAUAUGGGAUGCAGACUGUUUUCUUGUGACGAUAACCACUGUAAAUGUUGCUGCACAUCGAACCAACGAGAACUGCAUUUUAAUGUGGUGCUGGCAGUAGAAAUCGGUUUCAGAUUGAACAUCUUUGGAUUCUUAAGGACAACUUGACAUAUUUUUGGGACGUUCAGAUCAUUGACAUUACUAACUUAGAUUUUUUUUGUUAAAUCGUGCUAACAAAAGUAAUGUCAUAGGUGCCAUGUGACACCAUUUCUCGUGGGAAAAGCACAGAAGUAACAUCAUGAAAGUGACGUCUCUUCCAGCGGUGUCAUACUCUUUGGUUCUUUCGGUAAAGUCAUGUAGUCAUGUUUUUGGCUCAUUUUCGACGUACAUUUUAAAAAAUCUUCACUCAAUUUUCAUACCUUUUUGAAUUAAUCUGAAAGUGGGAACGCAUAGCUUGCCAUAGCAUGUUAACCUGGAGACUGCGUUCAAGGAAACCAGUGCGGACUGGUUGUGGCAUGCCGUGAAAGCAAGUUAUUGGGAAGCAUGCUCAGAUUUUAAUUGUAUGUGCUUUGUUUCAUUAUGAAUGUCGUGUUUAUCGGAAAAGAUGAACAGUCUCACUUUCAAAGAACGUUUAUAAUUUAUGGGUUCUGAUGUAUUGUUGCUUUUCUUAACAAUGGACUUUGCAAAUGAUGUUGUGUUCUCGAGCAGACUGCCAGCGUUUUGAGUGUUCUGUGUCAGUGCCUGAUAUGUACCGUAUAUGCUCAGUUUUGCAUUGAAAUGUAUUGUUUCAAAAUGCCAUCAAUUUGAUAAUGCAAUCAAGAGUGAAACGUGUAUAAUCACAGUGCGUCACAUGCUCCACUUGAUGCACAUCUGAAAGGUUUCAGAAAGCGAUGCCUCUUAAAUCCACCACGAAAAGGCUAAAUCGUUCUGCACAUCGAUCCUGCCACCCAGGGUCACGAAAGCACGAGUCCUCGCCACCAACCAACAACGGUGGCACCUGUCCGUCUUUAACAAUCUCCUUCAUGAAAAAAAACUGUUACCCGCUGCACGAGUCUGAUGAUUGUUAAACACGUACUUUUUUGAGGUAGAGUGCCGAGUCAAAUCCAUACUCUUUGGUUCUUUCGGUAAAGUCACGUAGGUAUAAAAUAAAUCACGACGCAAGUGGUCCGUACACUUGCGUUGCGCCCGAAACGUCGUGAUUUAUUUUAUUUUAUACCUAAGUGACUUUACCGAAAGAACCAAAGAGUUUGAUUUCCUGCAGUCACGAAAGCAUCACAUCAAUAUUGAGUCAAAUCAAGUUGAGGCGUUACGUAUGUAUCCCACUCUCCGAAUCGCUGAUGUGCACGCGGUGUGUAACGAGUUAUUUUAUAUUUGAAUUGAGAUUUCUAAACAUGCGCAGGCGAUUGGGUGGAGGAUCGCAAGGGUCGGGGAUUUGGGAGAACCUGCCAAAGUUGAAUAUUUGUAACCGGACUCGAUCAGUGUUUAAAUCGGGUUUCUCUACCGCGCAGUAGCGGGUAGGGCUGUCACAGGGUAGAAAGUGGGGACAGGGUUUCCAAUGUCGGGAUUUUUAAGGACAAUGUGUGGUUUGUUCCCCCCCCCCCCUCGGACGAUCGACACCAGUGUUUAGUUUAACACGGCUUCGUGUGGACAACAGUGACGGUCGCGCAGGAAAAGAGUGGACACGAGAAGUGACGCAUCUUGCCGUGACGUCAUGUUCCACGUAGAUCCGAAAAGAAAACACAUUUCGUGCAAUUCUAAAUGUCCUAUUUUGUCUCUAAUUUCUGCGGAUUGUUUUUAUUCGAGAAUCUCCCCUCCCCCCCCCAACUCGGAAGGAGCGGCGACACAGCCAGCUUUGGCCAUGAUCAACCGUGGACCAACAACUGCUUAUGAUCGAAAUGUAAUUGGAUAUUAAACAAAGGUGCUUUGGCUCGCUUCAUGCAGGUUUUUGUUGUUAUUAAACGUGUCGACGCGGCACGCGAGGAUGAAUGAGUGAUACAGCCUGUGUCACUACAAAUGCCAUUGCGUGCAGUAUCCCCAACCUGUUGUGCAGUCGAGCUCGGGUUGCGGUGGCGAUGAUGCUAGGUGCUGCCUGUCAACGUCGACCACCACCUGUGAUGAUGUUGUUGCGCCUUCACAGGGGGGGGGGCUCGCUUUCCCCGUAAUGUUUUUGAUUUUAAACACUGGCGCGCGCGAAUGGAACACGUACAAAAAUAAAGCAUUGUUGUAAUGAA
Messenger RNA from Petromyzon marinus (sea lamprey), 8910 nucleotides. It is a transcript of the gene PAQR6, whose product is annotated as progestin and adipoQ receptor family member 6. Gene Ontology annotation, molecular function: signaling receptor activity. Lineage: Eukaryota; Metazoa; Chordata; Hyperoartia; Petromyzontiformes; Petromyzontidae. Gene Ontology annotation, cellular component: membrane. The record is from RefSeq and is a predicted model, not a curated record.